AUGGAGGACGCCGAGCGGCCGCCGCCGCUCCGGAUCACCCCUACCGUUCGGGCGCUGAGCUCCGCAUUGCGGGGAAAGCGCGAGAACGUCCCCGACAGCAGGCGUGGAAACGGCGACAGGAUCUGCCCCGAACCCGAUAAGCUUUGGUUUAAGGAGAGCAGCGCCAAGAACCUGCGGAGCAGGGACUUCUUGUCACCGACCACGAUGCUGAACACGAUGUAUGCGGACGGGCAGGUGCCUCCAGCAGUCAUGUCCAGGCUCAUGUCCCUUCGCGGCAGCGGGGUUCUCCCCAUCGCCGGCGGUGAGGUGAUGGGUGAGGGGCUGAGGGUGAGAGUGGACCGGGCCGCGGCCUUCAGGGCCGUCCUGCCUGAUGGAGCCACUGAGUAUCUGAAGCCAUCAAGCACGAAGCAGGGCUGUGUGGUGCUCAACUGCCCCGCGCUGCACCCUAAAGCCAACAUACCCAGUCCCGAUGCCCUGACUCUGGGCCAGCUGAGGACGGUGCUGCUGGCUGACCACAUGGGAGCACUGUUGAAAAGACAGGGAUUUGCGGUGUCCUACUGCCCCACGCUUCCCGAAGACAGCGACAUCGUUGCCUUUUUAAGAGAUCUAGGAAUCAACUGGCCGACAGCCCCAGCAGCGUGGACCAAUGAGGAGCGGGAGGAGAAGAUCCAGGCGGCGCUGGAGAAUUCCCCGUACAAAGAGAGGGAGACGGAGAGAGGCAGGAGACCCAGUGGAGGCGGAGGGAGGAAGGCCGAUGAGGGGGAGAACGAGGAGGUGCUGCGGGUCAACCUGAAGCGGGUGUUUCAGGAGGAGGGGCUGCAGGGAUACGACCCAAGCCUUGGUACCUGCACAGUACACAGAGACAGUGUUUCCCACCUGGCGCAACUGGACCUGGCAACCGUUGACUGCAGUGUUGUCACGGCAACAGCGUUACAUGUGACAUCAUGUCAAGAUGAGUUUCGCCAGCAGCAGAUAGCAAUGCUGUGGAGGGCCAGUGGAGCAACACAUGUACAGAAACAUCUGGUGUGUGGGCCUGUAAAGACUCCUGGCUCUCACCUCACUGCUGCACAGUACCUGCAGCUAAGAAGAGGUCAGAUGAAGGAGGCGUCAGAGAUGAAGUAUGGAGAUCAAAUAGAGGGUCAGACGUGGGAUGACAUCAUCAGAGUCAUGACCUCUGCCACUGUCAGAUUUGAGCUGCUCUCGACCGUUCACACCAGCCCUGUGACGCUAGAUGUCCAGAGGGAGGGCAGCGUGUCCACCAAAGGACCGAGGGGAGGAGUGUUUGUGAUGUAUAACUGUGCCAGGCUACACACGCUGUUCGACAGCUAUGAGAGAGGAGUGGAGAAAGGUCUGUACCCAGAAAUCCCAGAGGGCUCCCAGCUCGACUUCACAGCUCUCAAAGAGGAGGGCGAGUGGCUGCUCCUGUUCAAUUACCUCAUUCCUUUCUCUGAGCUGCUGGACCAAUCGGGACAAGCCUUGGAAGGCGACAGCGGAGGAGCCAGAGUCAAUAUUAGAACCGAACAGAUCUGUAAAUUCCUCGUGUCACUCAGUAAAGACUUCAGCUCGUACUACAACAGAGUCCAUGUGCUGGGGGAGCCGCUGCCUCAUCUCUUUAACCAGAUGUUUUGUCGCCUGUAUCUGUUGAGGGCGUUGAGAGAGCUCUACCACAGCGCCCUGGACACCCUCACCCUCCCCCCCAUCAGGCAGCUAUAGCCUGACAAUCCACCGCUGCUGGGAUCUCUGCCAGCUCUGCCUCCUCACACACUCAGACCCGCCUGUGUACAGCCUGUGUAACAGUAGGUUAUGACGUCACGUCUCACCUGCCCACUAUGUAGCUUUUGCAGUCAAUAAUCUCUGUAGCUCAACACACUGUACAUUGUAUUAACCCUUCUAUCAUGGGUUUUUAAGAUCAGUGUCUGAAGAGUAUGUUUAAAGGUACCACAAUCAGCCUGUUCAAAGUGAAGGCAAAUGGUAACGGGUAGAACCAACUUUCAGCUCCUCUUGAUUAACAUCAUAUGUCCUGAUCUAGGACCGAUCUGUCUAGGUCAGGAAGUAGUCUGCCACGUAACCCCUAAGUGCGUGUAAAAAACUACCUGGUUGUGUGGAAGAUGUCCUGCAUCAGACACAGCAGGCACAACUGUGUGAACGCAAGAUAGUAAAAGACGAAAAUAGGACACAUUUUUCGAUUGAAGUCUGCUUUUAAACCUUACUCUCAUCACGCAACUGUACAGUAAGUUUACAAAGCCUCUUAUUCACCAGUCUGCAAGGACCAACAUCAGUUAGAGUUCCAAACUGUGAACAGGAGUUGUCUAACUUUCUAAAUUGCCUUAUUAUUUUACCAGUCACUAGGAGGCUCCCCACUUUAAAACACAAAAGUGUCUUGUGACAGCCAAACAAAGUCCAGAUUAAUGUGUUAAACACCUUGUAUUUUUUAAGUAUUCUAUGUAGUCUAUGGGUUUGUUUAAAAAAACCCAGACAUGUAUAGAUGAUGUACAGUAUUCUAACUAUCGCAUCACAAAUAUGAUGAUUAGGAACCAGAGAUGGGUUAUAGUGAACCUGAUGAUGAGCAGCAUAUGCAGCAUUGUGCCAACAUGAUGAGAAAUGCAUGAAAUAACACGAAAAAGUAAUAUAGGAGUUAAAUGAAAUGUAAUGGUAUUCACACAAACGGUGACCUGCUGAACAGUUCUGUUGCAGUUCCCAUUGUGUCUAAAUGAACCCUAGCUCGUUCUGAUUUUGUGUUUGUUGCAGUGUGGUGUUUUUUUCUAAUGUCCUUUAUAUCACUGAAACAUAAAGCAUUGAGACAAAGAUCAAGUACAAAGUCACUGCAUGAAAUAUAGAGUCUCUAGGUCUAACUUUGCAUUUAAAGAGUUUUAUUAGCUACAGAGAACGGAAGCAGGUGUUUUUAAUACGCUGCCAUGUUCACAUCUUCAGUAUUAAUGUACUUGAUACCAUCCCACUGUUAGAUGUGAUAGAUGUGUAUGUUCACUAAAACAGUGGCGUGUCUUUCAUGCAUCCCUGUGACCCCCCCCCCCGACCCCCCCGUACUGAUAUGUUCCCCACAUUCAGUUCUUUUUUUACUUUGCCAUUUUUGUUAGAAGGGGAGUUACUAUAGAACAAAGCUUAAACGCUUUCAAUCUUUUAUGAUGGAAACAAAAUAAUUAUUAUGUAAAUCGAACCAAAGUCAAUCUAGCAAGAGAGCCGGCUCAUGGGAAUGGGCAAAUGGGAAGCCGCAGUCUCUCCUACACACAUCAUCACCAUCAGCAUGUUUUAUAUCUUUACCUUAUGCUGAAUUAAAAUAACCACAGCACUUUCUGUGGCUGCAGCCUCAGAUGGAUGACGUACUGCCAGUUGUUCCAUGGAUGAACCCCCUCAUGCUCCACUGCUAUGCCCGGCCCUCGGGCUACGUACAUAACCCACAUGCUGCAUGAAUCCACAGUGAUCCAUACAUACUUCAGUCCAUUUCCCUCUCUACUUACUCUUUUCUUGCUUUCUACUCAACCUGAGUCCACCUGCUCCUAUAAAAUACGCUGCUGCACAGGACAAAGUGAUUUUAUAGAUACACAUGUGUGUUGUAGUUUGACUUCCUUGCUGCUUUUGUGUCUUUCUGUGCCUCUGCUGUUAAGACACAGACCAUGUGCUGUGUAUACAUACUGCAGUGCAAGUCUUGUGCAGCCUUUAAUUAGGAUAUGUAUACCUAAGUGUUGUAUAUAAUUAUAUACAGACUAUAUCCAAAUUUGUGAUUACCAGAUUAUUUGACAUGAUGUAUAUUGUAUCGAUACUGUAUUUAUGUCAUUUAUGUAUAUUCCCUGCCUUUAUAAAUCUGGCCCAUGCUCAUAUUAUUCUUAAUUGCAUAUUAUCCCUCUCUGUGUUCUUUUACACAUUUUUUUAUAUGUGGUAGAUCUAAAUCACACACCUGCAAUGUUGGACCUAUAAAUGUUAGUGCAAAUAACACAAUAUAAUAAUAAUAAAACAUAAAUUUGGCAUUACUUAUUUAAAAAUGUGUUAUAGAGAAAAUGUUUUUUCAUCUAGCCUUUAUCAGUAGAAGCAGGUUAAGAGCAGAGGAAGAUGAAUCAUUUAGGUCUUGAUCUAAUCCCACUGCGCACACGCAGCUGUGUCUCUCCUUUAACCCACUUGUUUCUUUCUACCGCUGAAUCACAUUUGCUGUUUCCAAGCUGUGCUGUUUGUUCACGUGAUCGCCAGCACUGUGUUUCCUCUUUGCGACGUUUUGUUUAUUUGUAUGGCUUCAGAGUCGGAUGCAGAAGUUGGGCACAAGCGCUGCUUGUAUAUAAAUAAUAAAUGGAUAGCUCUGAUAA
This is a messenger RNA of Betta splendens (Siamese fighting fish), 4313 nucleotides long. It is a transcript of the gene dalrd3, whose product is annotated as DALR anticodon binding domain containing 3. The record is from RefSeq and is a predicted model, not a curated record. The transcript is spliced from 13 exons. Gene Ontology annotation, molecular function: tRNA binding; ATP binding; arginine-tRNA ligase activity. NCBI's taxonomy places the organism in Eukaryota, Metazoa, Chordata, Actinopteri, Anabantiformes, Osphronemidae. Gene Ontology annotation, biological process: arginyl-tRNA aminoacylation; tRNA C3-cytosine methylation. The coding region runs from base 1 to 1713 and encodes 570 amino acids.